Messenger RNA from Vitis riparia (riverbank grape), 1623 nucleotides. RefSeq names its product beta-amyrin 28-monooxygenase-like. NCBI's taxonomy places the organism in Eukaryota, Viridiplantae, Streptophyta, Magnoliopsida, Vitales, Vitaceae. Gene Ontology annotation, biological process: sterol metabolic process. Gene Ontology annotation, molecular function: heme binding; monooxygenase activity; iron ion binding. The record is from RefSeq and is a predicted model, not a curated record. Bases 94 to 1533 code for a protein of 479 amino acids. The transcript has 3 exons.
UUCCCGUCUGGGGGGUUUAGACCCCAGAAGUUGCUUGACAUUUUUCAUUGUUAUCCUCCUUUGUAUGGUCCUUGUUUUUGUCGACUAAAAGAGAUGGAUCUCUUCUUAUACCUAAUUUACUUCAUACUCUUCUCUGUAUCUCUUAUAAUAAUCAUUCUUGCUUCCAGACACAAAUCUACCAGCACGAAUCUACCACCUGGUAGGAAGGGAUGGCCGGUGAUUGGCGAAACUUUGGAGUUUGCCUUCACAGCUCAAAGGGGGAAACCAGAAAAAUUCAUAAAGGAUAGAAUGAACAAGUACUCCCCCAAAGUAUUUCGGACCUCCUUGAUGGGAGAGAACAUGGCUGUGAUGUGUGGGGCUUCAGGAAACAAGUUCCUAUUCUCCAACGAGGACAAGCUUGUUACCUCAUGGUGGCCAAACUUGAUAAAGAAGAUUUUGUACUUCCCUUCUCUUUUAAAUGACGCCUCAACAAGAGAUCUGACCAAGCCUCACAGAGCUCUUCUUCAAUUUCUCAAGCCAGAAGCACUGAAACAGUAUGUGGAGAUCAUGGAUUUGAUGGCACACAAGCACAUAGACAUGGACUGGGCUCCUAAUAAAGAAGUCAAGGUUUAUCUGCUUUCAAAGAAGUAUACCUUUGCGUUGUCUUGUCGGUUGUUUCUAAAGAUUGAAGAUUCUGAAUGGGUUGCUAGGAUUUCCAAUGACUUCGAUCAUAUUAUGGCAGGGUUCAUUUCUUUGCCUAUAGAUAUUCUUGGCACAACAUUCAACCGUGCUAUCAAAGCAAAAAACAUCCUUCACAAAGAGCUCAUAGAAAUAAUCAAAAAGAGAAAGAAGGAAUUAACAGAGAAGAGAGAUUUAGCAGCUCAAGAUCUACUGUCCCACAUGCUACUUGUGCCAGAUGAGAAUGGUAAGGUUCUGAAUGAAAUGGAGAUUAGUACUUACAUUCUUGGUGUACUCUUAGCUAGCCAUGAAACCACAAGCACUGCUAUCACAUUUGUCCUCAAGUAUCUUGCAGAGUUUCCAGAUGUCUAUGAUGCAGUCUUGAAAGAGCAAAUGGAGAUUGCAAAGUCCAAAGGUCCAGAAGAGUUUCUCAACUGGAAUGACAUUCAGAAUAUGAAGCAUUCAUGGAAUGUGGCGAGGGAGUCAAUGAGGCUAUCACCACCGGGUAUAGGAGGUUUCAGAGAAGCCUUAACUGACUUUACUUAUGAAGGUUUUACAGUUCCAAAAGGAUGGAAGACACAUUGGACUGUGCAUUCAACGCACAAGAAUCCCGAGUACUUUCCAGAUCCGGAAAAGUUUGAUCCCUCAAGAUUUGAAGGAGAGGGGCCUGCACCAUACACUUUCGUACCUUUUGGGGGAGGACCUCAUAUGUGCCAUGGGAAAGAGUAUGCUCGACUAGAACUACUUGUGUUCAUGUACAAUGUGGUGUCAAGAUUCAAAUUGGAGAAAGUAGUUCGGAACGAAAAGAUCACAUAUAACCCCUCACCCAUUCCUGCAAAUGGUCUCCCAAUGCGCCUCCAGCCUCAUAAAAUGUAGAUGGAUUUACUAGUUGGUUAAUUCAGUCAUGUUUAGGACUGACUCUGAUGCACUUAAAUUUCAUAAACUACUAUAUGAAUUCAGUCUAUA